AAAUUCAGAAUCCACUUUACCUGCAUUUAAUUAACAUGGCCGGAAUUCCACCAGCAUUGAAAAAUCCUGAAAUUAAGUAUACCAAGAUUUUUAUCAACAAUGAAUGGGUUGAUUCUAAAGAUGGUUCAACAUUUGAAACCUGCAAUCCUUCAACAGAAGAAAAGAAUGCUGAUGUAGCAGAAGGAAAAGCGGCUGACAUAGACGCAGCAGUACAGGCAGCAAAAGCUGCAUUUAAGCCUGGAUCUGCAUGGCGCAAGAUGGAUGCUUCAGAUAGAGGACGUUUGUUGUACAAAAUGGCUGAUUUAAUGGAACGCGAUGCACAAUAUCUUGCGUCUCUGGAAUGCUUAGAUAGUGGAAGAUUGUAUGCUCACGCACUUCUCGGUGACAUACCCGCUUGUAUUAAAGUAUUCAGAUACUUUGCUGGAUGGGCGGAUAAGUACCACGGGAAAACAAUUCCAUUUGAUGGCGAUUACUUUUGCUAUACCAAGCAUGAACCUGUAGGAGUUUGUGGAGCAAUAAUUCCUUGGAACGUUCCCAUAGCUAUGUUCACAUGGAAAACUGCGGCCUGUUUGUCGAUGGGGAAUGUUCUUGUUCUGAAACCAGCAGAAAAUACUCCUUUGACUGCAUUGUAUUUAGCAUCACUUAUGAAAGAAGCUGGAUUUCCACCAGGAGUUUUGAACGUUGUGCCAGGAUAUGGCAAGACUGCUGGACACGCUCUAUCACAUCACAUGGAAGUUGAUAAGAUUGCAUUCACAGGAUCAGGAAUGACAGGACGCUUGAUUCAGAAAGCUUCGGCUGACUCUAAUCUGAAACGAGUCUCUCUAGAACUGGGAGGGAAAAGUCCAAACAUAGUAUUUUCAGACGCUGAUGUUGACGAAGCUGUAUCUCUUGCAAAUACUGCUGUAUUUACGCACAACGGACAGAUUUGCUGUGCAGGAACCCGGACUUUUGUUCAAGAAGACAUUUACGAUGAAUUCGUUAGAAAGAGCGUUGAAAAAGCAAAAUCUUUGCCAUCUGGAGAUCCUAGUGAAAUCACCACAGUACAUGGACCUCUGAUUAGCAAAAUCCAAGAAGAUCGAGUGUUGGGACUUCUGAAAAGUGGUGUCGAAGAAGGUGCUAAAGUUAUGUGUGGUGGGAAAAAGAUGGAGGGAAAGAACGGAUUUUAUAUAGAACCAACUGUAUUUACUGAUCUUCGUGAUGACAUGAGAGUUUCAAAAGAAGAGAUCUUUGGACCUGUCCAACAAAUUUACAAGUUCAAAGACGUUGAUGAAGUUAUAGAAAGAGCAAAUAAUAGCCGGUAUGGGCUUGCUGCCGCUGUUAUUACGAAGGAUAUUGACAAAGUCAUGGCGAUUACAAAUGCUCUGCAGUCAGGAAUCGUGUGGGUGAACUGUUAUUUCCCCCUCAGUCCGGGGGCUGCUUUUGGGGGAUUUAAAGAAUCUGGAAUUGGCCGAGAUAUGAGUGAAUAUGCUCUAAGUCAAUACACUGAAGUUAAGACAGUUAUUAUGAAGAUUCCUGGAUCUGGCGCCAAAAUUUAAUGAAAAAAAAAAUGAUUUUAGUGUUAAGACCUGAUUUCGAUCUUAGUAUUCGAUCAAUAAGUAAUUAAUUAUUUUCAUUAAAUUUACUGAGAUCUUACAUACCUCAAGACUCUCACUUCAUUUUUAUUUUAAUUUUGUUCCAAGAAAAUCUUCAUUAAUUAUGCUAUUAUGCUUAAUAUUUACUGAGCAACAAAUAUAAACCUAUAGUAUAUGUCUAUCGAGUUACAUCAUUAUAAGGUACAAUAGAUUCUGUGUUUUUACUCUGCUUCUAUAAUUUAAAUGAACUGACACAAUAUAAUGAUAAUAAAAUCCGUCACCUAUAUCCGCCUCAUUCUUUAAUAAAUUAUGAUAUUAUGCUCAAUAUUUACUGAGCAACAAAUAUAAACCUAUACUGCAGCGGUUCCCAAACUAUGGGUCGCGACUCUAAUACGUAAAUCUUCAAAAAAAUAUAUAAAAACUUAAUUAAAUUUAAGAUCUAAGCUGUGUAAGGUACCUUUUUACAAUCUUCUCAAAAUAACAAAAAAUUGCUACACAAAGAAUGACCAUGUGGUUUUUUACGCAUAGCAGUUUUGUAAACUGUACAGUACUUAUUACCGUGUUUCCCCGAAAAUCACUGACCUAUAGUAUAUGUCUGUCGAUUUACAUCAUUAUAAAGUACAAUAGAUUCUG
Molecule: messenger RNA, 2204 nt
Organism: Styela clava
Lineage: Eukaryota; Metazoa; Chordata; Ascidiacea; Stolidobranchia; Styelidae
Product: aldehyde dehydrogenase 1A1-like
Molecular function (GO): oxidoreductase activity, acting on the aldehyde or oxo group of donors, NAD or NADP as acceptor
Source: RefSeq, a predicted model, not a curated record